GUCAUUGGUCUGAACAUGAGAAGAAUAUCAUGCAUGGCAUUUGCUAUAAGAUGUAUUCAUGCAUGAUCUAGGUACUGGGCAUGACCAUGACUCCAGGCGACCCAUAACGGUUACUUGCUUUGACAGCCUGAUGCAUUUCACUUCACUUCUUUCCAAUUUGAACAAUUCCAUCACUCUCAGUCGCGCCUUCUGUUAAUCAUAAAAAACCCAUCGCACCUGCCGCCUGAGCACUCUUUCUCACUCUUUGUCACAACUCCAACUCGAUCUGCCACAUCACGAAGCAAGAACUUCGACUCGACUCACCUUUUCUUUGAACAACACAACAUCUCACCAGUCGUUAGCAUCAACAUCUUAUUGUGACAGAUACCACAUCAACGUCAUCUUCAUAUCAUCAUCGUCAUCAUGUUUCAUCGUCUGUCCCACACUCUUCCUCCAGAUCCCCAAUUUCCACCCGACUUGGAGAAGUUAGGCUUCUUUGUUAAUGACAAGGACCAAAUUCGCUCCAUCAAAAACCCCAAUUCAAAAUACAAACACAAAAUCAAUGUCAAUGAGCGUGUGAACCAAGUUUAUAAAAAUGCUAACAAUUCUGCAAUCAGGAAUAUCGUCACGAAUCGACUGCAUCUUCUCCAUCUCGAGACCCUCAGGUUGCCUCUCGGUGCCUCCGCGACAGACAAGCAUGUCCCAAUCCUCGUCUCGGAAGAUCUUGCAAACAAGGACCGUGUCAUUGUCUACUUUGGCGAGAGAGCCUAUGAACCAGGCUUGCUUGCUUGGCGCGUCAUCGGCGAGACUGGCAUCAAGUAUGGUUCUAUGGUCGAAUUCAUCGAAAACCUCACUACAGCCCCAAAUCGAGAUGAUCAACAACAACGAGCGACUCCAGGCAUCAUCAUCGCCAACCCAUGUCAAUUGCUCUGGUAUCGAGGUGGCGGCCGAGCGGUUAGUGAUACCGAAUGGCAAGAGUUGCCCCGGCCGAGCGGGGUGCACGAGGCCAUGAGAGUAGACAGGACUAAGAACGUCAUCGAGGGGAACGAGGAUUACAUCCAACACGUUGAAUAUCUUUUCAAACACGUUCUACCCUCGCGGCUCAAGAGCGGCGCAAAGUUGGACAUUAUUGGCUGCGAGUGCACUGGUGCGGCGGCUGUGGAAUAUCUCUCGAAAAAUUGGAGAGAAUGGUCAGGUCGCGUCAACGGCAUCAGCUUCCUCAACCCUGCACAUGACGUUCGAGACUUGAUUGAACAAGGAGCUUCUCCUGACUUUGUCGAGUUCAUCUCCAAACGCUGCCGAGCAUAUAUCAUCUCGGAUUCGAAGCUCGAGGCCCCGGUACCCGGGAGAGAAGUGUACGGUUGCAACUGCUAUUCGAGUGGGGAGGAUUCUUAUCCGGAGAAUGUCAUGGUUAAAUGCUGGGGGAGCGUGCUUGAUUGGUUCGAUGUCCUCAACAACAAUCCGGACUACGAGGAGAUCGAAUUCAUCUAUGUCGAACCUGAGAAGGACCAGAUUGAACUUGGUUGGCCGGUAGGAGAUUCAGAGGAUGCACCGACCAACCGUGACCAGAGCACCUAGGAAGCUCUGACGGCCGCCUCCAUUCAAGACGAAGAAGACUUUGUCUUCAUAUCCGAAAGCCGCUCAGAGUCUGCAUGGUCUUCAAUUGCCUCAGAUGAAGCAAAUGCCCCCGAGGAUUGGGGAUCUGCAUUGAAUAGCAGGCAGAGCCCAGGAGGCCAGCACUCACUCCAUCCAUUGAAUCCACAGAAUUCCAACACACCCCCCAUGCGAGGUCUCAGAAGAGACGGUAGACCAUCGCACCGCCGUUUCAACUUGAUGGGAGAUUUGGAUUGUGCAUCUAAUUCCGAUGGAACUCGACCAGGCUACCGGCUGUUUAAGCAUGACUUCUGGACAAAUUCUGAAUCCUGUCUAAAGGGAUCAGACAGGAAUUUGGCGGUUCAUAGCUCCAGUCCACGGCUUUUAAGCAGACACAGGAAUAACGAAGCACUCCAAAGACCUUGAAGCAGAGAGGUCCAUGGCUUGUCGAAGUGGCAACGUUAGAAACUUCAGAUUAAACGGUGCAUAGGCACAGAUACAAUCAGGCGAAAAUACAUAAAACCUUCCCG
This is a messenger RNA of Exophiala mesophila, 2102 nucleotides long. RefSeq lists its product as uncharacterized. Gene Ontology annotation, biological process: regulatory ncRNA-mediated heterochromatin formation. Gene Ontology annotation, molecular function: siRNA binding. Gene Ontology annotation, cellular component: nucleus. The record is from RefSeq and is a predicted model, not a curated record. The transcript has 3 exons. NCBI's taxonomy places the organism in Eukaryota, Fungi, Ascomycota, Eurotiomycetes, Chaetothyriales, Herpotrichiellaceae. Bases 403 to 1557 code for a protein of 384 amino acids.